AUGACGACAGACGACAAAGGGACAAAAAAAACAUUCUUGAACAAGCUGUUCAAAAGGAGGAAGGUUAACGGUAAAUUGAAGAAGGAUGAGAGGAGAAACAUCUCGUUUUCUAUCGCUAACAAUGGCAAUGGAUCGAUUGCAAAACGAAAAAUAAACGGCGAACGCCCGCGAACUUCGGGCAAUCAACUGGAGCUGCCGGAAAUCAUAUCAAUACGAAGUAACAGCCUAUUUGAUAGCGAAGAGGAGGGCGAGGAAAAGCAGGAAUCGCAUGAUGCAGAACGAGGCUCGCGAAAUCUGCUCUAUGCGCCGAAUAGGGCGUUACGAAAUUCUUCCAAGAUUACAGGAACAAGCAGCAGUAGUCCAGCCAAGACUAAUGAUCUAAAACCCAUCAAGACAGACUAUCUUAAGGUCUCGGACAAUAGACCGGCAAUGAAGCAUGAGACCGGCAGUAGCGCUGAAUACGAUGAAGAGCUAGAGCAUCCCAGUACCAUACUGGGGACGCUGGCAGCGUUUGCACGCAAUGCCACAGCUCGUAUGCCAAAAAUUAAUGUGCGAGACGUUGAUGAAGCUGCAAGCCCCAUAUCACCUUACAGCCCGCUAACAAGCGCACAGGGCCAUCGGGAGUCCGAAAAUAAUGAUCAGGCAGUUCCACAUUCUAAUGAUAAAGGAUACGAUACCUUUCUAGGCAAAAACGAUGAUACUUUAGACGAAACAAACCUAAAUCACACCGUUGUACAUCACCAAGACUCAAAUGACCACAGAAGCGACUCAUUUUUGCGAAACCUUGAUUUUCUGCUUUCCUCUCCAUCGCCACUGGAUAAUCAUUUAAGCAUCAAAAGCCCUAUGGACCUGACGAAGAGUUAUAGCCGUAAUGAUUCUCGUUCCACAUCUUUGAUGGGCAAGAAUGAGAGUAUGUUCUCAAUGAAUGGAGCCAACAAAGUGAAAUUCGAGCCUCUAACGACAAAAUCGCCUGCAAUUUCUACGUUUGGAAAGGGUGACUUGAACCUUGAUGAAUUUGAAGACUCCCCAGAGAGUCGCCCUUCGUUACCAACCACACAGAGAGAGUCGUCAGAAAACAUGAGCAUAACCGCAAGAAGAUUAUCCACUGAUGAAAUGAAAAGACAUUCCAGUUCCAAUGCUGCGAAAUUAACCGAAGCUUCCAAAUUUUCAGCUUCUGACACAGAUGUAGCUAGAACGCGAGAGAGAAGCAAAACUUUACCGGACGCGGAGCUUGCUCGAAAUUCCGGUAUGCAAAGCUAUAAUAAUCGCAAUUCGCGAUAUUCCAAGCUUGAAGAUGAAGUGGAUAAUCUUGAUGAGAGUGAUCGAAGACCGAGAAGGAUGUCCAAGAAGUUUCUUAGCAGGAGGUCUUUCUCUCCGACAAAUAUUGGCAUGAAGGUACUUCCUGGUAUGGCACUUCGCAGUCCAGUGGUCAAGAUCCGUAAUAGCGCAGAUCACUCUAGUGUUGCAGGAGCAGCUAAUGUUUCAAACCCGAAUAAUGGUCGUCUGGAUUAUCUCACCAACGGAGAUGGAAGCAUCCGAACUAGAGCUAGCACGUCGGUCGCUCCAAUUGAAGUGUCCUCUGGUGAAGCUGACGAUUUCCAUCUGAAAGGUAUGAAGUUUGCUAAUGAAAAGAAAAACUCAGAGUUUCAUACUCUUUUCAAAGGCACAGAUGUUACGCAGGAGGAAAAACUAAUUGCUGACCAUAACUGUGCCUUGUCCCGCGAUAUUCUCUUACAGGGUAAGAUGUACAUAUCAGAUCAACACAUUUGCUUCUAUUCCAAUAUAUUGGGUUGGGUAAGCACCGUUGUCAUACCUUUUAAAGAAAUUGUCCAAAUCGAAAAGAAGACCACGGCCGGAAUAUUUCCAAACGGUAUCGUCAUUGACACUUUGCACACUAAAUACAUCUUCGCAUCUUUCAUUUCCAGAGAUGCCACUUUUGACCUCAUAACGGAUGUUUGGAACCAAAUCAUUUUGGGAACCAGCAAAAUUCGCAACGCUGGAACGCGCUCAAGCUCUUACAUUGGGGCAGAUGCAGAUUCGAACAGUUUUUAUAGCGAAAAGGACAUGACAGAUAGCGGUUUUGAAGAGGAGGAUGAAAGUGUAAUUGACAGUACGGAGCUGACUUCUAGCGAUGGCUCUGUAGAUGAAGAUUUGCACAACCGACAAAAGCCAUCGAUGGUGGCCCCAGCAGGGCCAGUAAAACAUGCGCCCACGCAGGUCGAUUACACUCCAAGUGAAGGUGAGAAGCUAAUUAGGAAAGCGACGAUCAAUGCCCCUCUCGGUAAGGUGGCCAAUAUCUUGUUUGGAGAUGACGUGUCCAUGAUAGCUUCCAUCUUGAAGGCGCAGAAGAAUUAUGAUAUCUCAGAGAUCCCCAGGAUACUCGACAGUAAGGAAAGAGAAUAUGAUUAUACAAAACCCUUGCCCGGAGGCUUCGGUCCAAGUAAGACUAAAUGUAAAAUAACCGAGAGAUUGGAAGAGUACGAUCUAGAGAAAUGUGUCAAGGCUGUGCAAAUCUCGAAAACACCUGACGUACCGUCUGGAAAUUCUUUCAGCGUAAAGACUACAUUUUUAUUAUCGUGGGCGGAAAACUCCUGUACAAACCUUGCGGUGUACGUUUCGAUUGAUUGGACCAGUAAAAGUUGGAUCAAAGGUGCGGUAGAAAAAGGCACAUUUGAUGGUGUCACUGAGAGUACCGAUAUAUUAAUCAAUGAAUUAAACAAACUAGCAAAACCAUCAUCUAGUAAGAAAGCCGGAGCACACGAUUUAGAGGUGCUUUCAAAUUUGCCUAAGAUGGGUCCGGCAGCCCACAAAGUCACAGACUAUGAUUACAAAAAGGAUAAGGACGAUGUAAUUAUCGAGCAAGACGCGGACAUUCCUGCGCCACUUGGAACGACAUUCCAGCUCUUGUUCGGCAAUGAUACGAAGUACUUUAAAAGAAUCAUAGAGAAACAGAAAAAUUUUGAUCUUUCAGAGAUUCCGAAAUUUACCAAUAACGUAAGAGAAUACUCCUAUACAAAGCCAUUAAAUGGCUCUGUGGGACCCAAGCAGGCUAAAUGUUUCAUCACGGAGAAAAUUGAGCACAUGGAUGUCGAAAAUUACAUUAUGGUCAAACAGACCAGCAAAUGCCCUGGAGUCCCAUUCGGUAACAAUUUUGUAGUUAAUACCAGGAUUUACUUAUCUUGGUCGGACCACGACACUACAAAGAUGUUUGUCGUUACAAACAUUGUAUGGAGCAGCAAAACACUGUUAAAAGGAACGAUCGAAAAAGGUUCAAUCGACGGCCAAAAGGAGUCUAUUGGUAUUAUGGUGGAUGAAUUGAAAGAAAUAAUUGCAAGUUCAGGAAGUGUAAGAAGGAAGACACGGAAGAGAGGUAAAAGUUUCAAAGGUCCCAAGGCCUCAACGGAGGCAGCUGGGAGGGACCUCACAACUGCUUCCUUACCUCAAAAGAUAUUCUCAUUCAUCUCUAGCCUCUUUGAGAACUUCAGUUUAACCUCAAUCCCUAUUAUAACGAUCAUAAUAGCACUAUUGAUUAUUGCUGCCUUCUUCGUUCGCUUUAUCUUUAUGUCACACACCGAAAGGCAGGAAGUCACAAUUUUAGGCAGCGGUAGACUUAUCAUUGAUGGCAACGAAUACAACUAUGUUCCAAGCUUUAAAACGCUCUACAAAGUUUACGAAAAUAAUGUAAGGGAAAGCAGUCGUCAAAAGAGUGCAUUGAAGGGUCACAAUCUGGUAUUAGAGGCAGAAAACGACUUGUGGGGUUGGCUGAACGAUCGAGGAGAUAUCACACCGCAGUUGAACUCUAAUGCAUACAACGAACUGUCCACGGACAUUGAAUCCAAGCUGGACACCCGUAAGCUUCUACAGCUGAGAGAAACAAUCCAAGCGACGGAGAACCAACUUAAUGACAUGAAACAACUUCUGGAAAGAAAGGGCAUCGUCUGA
Torulaspora globosa is the source of this 3942-nucleotide messenger RNA. RefSeq names its product Ysp2p (gene YSP2). NCBI's taxonomy places the organism in Eukaryota, Fungi, Ascomycota, Saccharomycetes, Saccharomycetales, Saccharomycetaceae. Bases 1 to 3942 code for a protein of 1313 amino acids. Gene Ontology annotation, molecular function: sterol binding; sterol transfer activity. The transcript has a single exon. The record is from RefSeq and is a predicted model, not a curated record. Gene Ontology annotation, biological process: intracellular sterol transport. Gene Ontology annotation, cellular component: mitochondrion; endoplasmic reticulum membrane; plasma membrane.